GGUCUCGGUAAAACUUUACAGACGAUAUCGAUGUUAGGUUUCAUGAAACAUUAUAAGAAUGCAUCUGGACCGCAUCUGGUUAUAACACCGAAAUCAACAUUGCAAAAUUGGAUUAAUGAAUUCGAGAAAUGGUGUCCAUCACUGAAAGCAAUCGCUCUUAUUGGUCAUGCUGAAGCUAGAUCAGAAUUGAUUCGUGAUGUGAUCAUCCCUGGUGGAUGGGAUGUUUUGGUGACAUCCUAUGAGAUGGUGUUAAGGGAAAAGUCCCUUUUGCGUAAAUACGUCUGGAAAUAUCUCGUCAUCGAUGAGGCACAUCGUAUCAAAAAUGAACAUUCAAAGCUGUCAGAAAUCGUGCGUGAAUUCAAAUCAAAGAAUCGUUUACUCAUCACUGGUACACCCCUCCAAAACAAUUUGCACGAGUUAUGGGCAUUGCUCAACUUCCUCUUACCAGACAUGUUCGCGUUUGCAUCUGAUUUCGACAAUUGGUUCACCACCAAUGAAAUGAUCGGUAAUCAAGAUCUUGUUUCGAGACUUCAUCGGGUGCUGAAACCAUUUUUGCUUCGUCGGUUGAAGUCGGAUGUGGAGAAAAGUUUAUUGCCAAAGAAAGAAGUGAAAGUUUACGUUGGUCUGUCGAAAAUGCAACGGGAAUGGUACACAAAAAUUCUAAUGAAGGAUAUCGACGUUGUGAAUGGUGCGGGAAAGCUGGAAAAGGCGCGUAUAAUGAAUAUUUUGAUGCAUCUUCGAAAGUGUUGUAAUCACCCGUAUUUGUUCGACGGCGCCGAGCCGGGACCGCCGUAUACAACCGAUCAGCAUUUGGUGGAUAAUUCCGGAAAGAUGGUUCUUCUUGAUAAACUCCUUCAAAAACUCAAAGAGCAAGGUUUGUGUCAGCUGUUAGUUGAAUUUACUUCGAUCGUCGGUUCUUCGUUAUUCGGAGAUUUUGGUUCUAGUUUGGACGCGUAA
This is a messenger RNA of Anisakis simplex (herring worm), 957 nucleotides long. The record is from the annotation of a GenBank genome assembly. NCBI's taxonomy places the organism in Eukaryota, Metazoa, Nematoda, Chromadorea, Rhabditida, Anisakidae.